This is a messenger RNA of Bacillus rossius redtenbacheri, 2810 nucleotides long. Its product is annotated as nuclear pore complex protein Nup93-like. The transcript is spliced from 17 exons. Bases 200 to 2725 code for a protein of 841 amino acids. Gene Ontology annotation, biological process: protein import into nucleus; poly(A)+ mRNA export from nucleus. Gene Ontology annotation, cellular component: nuclear pore. The record is from RefSeq and is a predicted model, not a curated record. NCBI's taxonomy places the organism in Eukaryota, Metazoa, Arthropoda, Insecta, Phasmatodea, Bacillidae. Gene Ontology annotation, molecular function: structural constituent of nuclear pore.
ACUCCUUUCCACUUCUGUGGGCGCGGUUUUAGUUGAUUGUGCUGUUCGAAUUUUUGUGUAUGGAUUUGUCGUGGUUAUAAUUUAAGAAUAUUGCUAUUUCCCUGUUCACCUGCGGGAAUAAUGAUAAUAUUUUACGUAAACAUUUAAUAUACCUGAUAUAAUUAUUAUUACUUUCUCUGCGGUUCCACUUGACAGCAUCAUGUCGGAUCCCGACUUCAACGAGUUGCUCCAAGCAGCCGAGCAGUUGUCGGCUGAAGUGGAGGGGACCACAGAGCUCCCCAAAGUGGAGCGCACGCUGCGACAAGUCCUCGAAGCCUCCAACGAACUGUGGUCGCGAGUGGCUCAGUCUGGCACCGGGACUGAAGACGUUCAAGCACACCUGUUGCUUGGUUCGAAAGGUGUGGACCUACCUCAGCUGUCUCAGAAACUUGAGACGAUAAGUUCACGCAAGACUUUCGAGCCCUUAGAGCCAGUUCCUGAUGUGGACAUUAAGAGUUUUUUGAAAAAUGAACAAGAAAAUGCUCUCUUGGCUGUAAUAGAAGAAGUCCAUAGAAAAACUUUUGAAGAAGUUGAGCAGCAGCAAAUAAAUCGUAUGUUGGAUGAUUGGAAGAAGGACAAAAGCAGAAUCCUGAACUCGCUUCUUGGCACAUCGGAGGAUUUGUUUAAUGUCGAUGUUCUCCGUGAGAAAUCCGUUAAUGCAGAUGCAGAAUCUAGAACAAUAAGAAGUUCACUGGACCAUCAGGAAAUGGCAUAUGCCAAGCAAAUUACAGAAUACAACAAGUUGGUUAUCCAAGGAGUUGUUCGCCCCUCUUUGGUUGACAAAUUUUUUGAAGUUGCGGAAUCAUUGAAUGAUAAGAAAACUGUUGAACUGUGGGAGGUUGUUCGGUACAUGACCCAAAUACCAGUCCAGAUGUCUGACAAUCCACUUGCGGCACGUAACACGAGUGAGGUCCAGGCUGCCCUGAUCCUUCAAGCUAGGAAAUACCUUCAGGACAGGUACAAGGUCUUCAUGAGCAACGCGGUCUCGGGCAGCAUGCUGCAGGCCCGUCGGGGCGGAGUGCCCGGCACGUACCCGCUGGUGCUGGGCUUCGUGAGGGUCCACGUGCCGUCCUCGGUGCUGGGGCUGGAGGACGGGCUGGUGGACGGCCUGCCUGUGUGGCCCGUCGUCUUCUACUGCCUGCGCUGCGGCGACGUGGAGGCGGCGCUGUUCGCCGCCAGGCAGGCGGGACCAGCACUUGAGGAGUUCAGCACUAUCCUGGAACAAUUUCAAAAAAGUCGUGACUUCAGGUUAAGUUCUCAGCUGGAGACGCUUGUAAGGAUCCAGUAUCGUCGCCAAACUAGGAACAUAACAGAUCCUUUCAAGAGGGCUGUUUACUCUGUGAUUUCUGCGUGCGACGUCCAUGACAAGCACUCUGAAGUUGCAAAAGCAGCGGAAGAUUAUUUAUGGUUCAAACUGUGCCAGAUACGAGAAGACAGCGUGGAGCAGCAGUCCGAAUCAUCGCUGGGGGAUAAGAUUACAUAUUCACAGCUUCAGACUUUGAUCAUAGAAGAAUAUGGGGAGAGUUACUUCAGCGCUCAGAGCCAACCGCAUCUGUACUUCCAAAUGCUGUUUCUGACGGGCCAGUUUGAAGCAGCGAUAGAGUUCCUGGCGCGCACAACGAAACUGAAAGUGCACGCGGUCCAUGUUGCCAUCGCGCUUCACGAGCUGGGACUGCUGGCCGUCCCCAACACACCACAGUCCGCCUUGUUGAUUGUGCAACCCAGUGAUGUUCCACCUUCAAAGAGACUUAAUUUUUCUCGUCUCAUCGUGGUGUACGUGCGCAAAUUUGAAGCAACAGACUUCAGAGAAGCCCUUCACUAUUACUACUUCUUAAGGAACGUUAAGAAUGAAAACGAAGGAAACUUGUUCGCGACGUGCAUUUGCGACUUGGUGCUGGAAACACACGAGUUCGACACACUACUGGGUUGCACCAAGCCAGACGGUUUCCGCGUGCCUGGACUUGUCGACAUGUUCUUUGAGACCGAGUCAGACACCCGAGCUCUUAUUGAACUCGUGGCAAGUGAUGCAGAGAAGAAAGCUUUGUUCGAAGUUGCGGUCAAGUUAUAUGAUUUAGCUGGGAACACAGAGAAGAUGCUGACCCUGCUGGUUUCGUUGAUGUCGCAAGUUGUCAGCCAAGCACAGAAGCCAGACUCGUUGAGGGCUCGCUUGCAAGAACACGCAAAGAACGUCUCCGAUCGCACGAGGAGCAGCGACCUCCACUGUCGACCUGAAUUAACGGUCACAUUCUCCAUCAUGAAGGAACUUUUCAUGUUCUUUGAUUAUUAUCAUUCUCAGCACUUUGACUUGGCUAUGGAGGUAAUCCAGAGCUCUAAGCUCAUCCCAACUUCUGAAAGUGAGGUUCCUGAAUGCUCCGACAACUUCAAGCGACUCUCCGACGAGGUGACUCGAGUCAUCCCUGAUGUUCUGUUGGCAACUAUGAACAUAUUGUGCAGCCAGUACUCCAAACUGAGGGGCAGUGGCAGUGAAAUGCAAGGAAGAAAAUUUGAAGAUGUUUCAAAAGAUAAAUUUUGUUCCUCCUUAACAGCAGUUACUGCUUCUGCGACAACGUGCCCGGGCUAUCACGAGUUUUGCUGGCCACAUCCCGUAUUGCAUGCCUGGCGAGACCAUCAGCAAGCUGGUGCAGAUGGAAGCUGUCUUACAUUGAGUUGCAAACUGGAAGGAUGAAUAUUCUGCUCAAAGAUUUAUUGUAUUUUCUUUUAUAAAAGUAUUGUAAGUUUACAUUAAAAUAAAUAAAUCAAAUCGAAGUUCA